Messenger RNA from Rhineura floridana, 2989 nucleotides. RefSeq lists its product as uncharacterized. The record is from RefSeq and is a predicted model, not a curated record. NCBI's taxonomy places the organism in Eukaryota, Metazoa, Chordata, Lepidosauria, Squamata, Rhineuridae. The transcript is spliced from 2 exons. Bases 125 to 1468 code for a protein of 447 amino acids.
ACUGCCAGAGUUAAUCUUUCACGAGCACCUUAUGCAGGCUCAUUACUUUUCGGGGAAGAGGCAUUAAGGGCAGUGCUUGUCGACCCUAAGGACACUCGAAAGCCUGUCUUGGCCACCGUCAAAAAUGUCGAGCGCAGACCCUUUAGGCGUUUCUCUUCAUAUCGCAUGUCUCAGCCCUUUCGGGGAACCUGGCCCGGGGGACGAGGCCGUGACUUCCCAGCAUUUGACUUCCGCUCCACCAGAGGAGGCUGGAAUAGACGUUUCCCCAGUAGAGGCCCACGGCUGGCUAGUCAACUUCGACAAAAGCCAUCUACAACCAACCCAACGCCUGCAGCAUCUAGGGGCAAUGUUAGACACACUGCAAGCGACUGUAUUCCUGUCCCCAGAUCGCAUCACCGCUAUCACAGACAUCGCAAGGUCUCUGAUGCACAAAUUUUCUGCAGAUGUCAUGCUUCUAGCCAGGGCUCUCGGAAUGUUGGUAUCCACCAUCCAUAUUGUGCCAUGGGCUCGGGCACAUACGCGCCAGCUACAGUGGGCCCUGUUGCCAUUCCAACAUGACAUUGCCAACUCAAACCAUCGAGCAAUCCCCCUGAGUCCCACACUGCGCUUGUCUUUCCGCUGGUGGACAAGGGUACAACAUCUCACCCAAGGCACUCCGUUCAGAGAACCCCACCGGACUGUCAUUACCACCGAUGCCAGUCUCCUGGGUUGGGGAGCCCACUGCAACUCCCAGUUCGUCCAGGGAGUUUGGAACACAGCAGAACAAACUCAAAACAUCAACUGGCUGGAAUUAAAGGCUGUCCACUUAGCUCUGCUUCAUUUUCAGUCUCUCUUCCACUUGGACCAUGUCCUCAUUCGAACGGACAACACGUGCGCCAAAUCUCAUUUAAACAGACAGGGAGGCACCAGGUCCAGACCUCUACAGAGCCUAGCUUCCAUCAUAUUCGACUGGGCAGAACAACAUCUGCAAUCCCUCAAAGCAGAACAUCUCAGAGGAAUUUGGAAUUUCACAGCAGACUGGCUCAGCAGACAAGUCUUUCCGGGAGAAUGGAAACUUCAUCCGACUGUGUUCCAUCUUCUCCAGCAUCGAUUCGGCCCCUUCUCAGUCGACCUCUUUGCUUCCAGUCGCAAUUGCCAGCUACCCAGGUACUUCGCUCGAUACCUGGACACGACAGCGGAAGCGGUGGAUGCUCUGUCAUUGCCGUGGCCGGAGGGACUAUUAUACGCCUUCCCUCCAAUACCACUAUUAGCCAAAACCUUGCAGAAGGUACGUCGCGAGAGGGCACAGCUGGUUCUGAUAGCACCAUAUUGGCCCCGUCGACCGUGGUUCUCGGAUCUCCUGGCACUGUCGGUGACGGAUCCCUGGCCACUCCCAGUCAGGCCAGAUCUCUUAUCACAAGGCCCAGUAUGGCAUCAGGACCCCAAGUGGCUCAACCUAACAGCGUGGCAUUUGAACGGGGACAUUUGAGAUCGGCCGGCCUGUCAGACGCUGUUAUUGACAUUAUUUUGGCCUCGAGAAGACCAUCCACCACUCGUAUAUAUCAGCAUACUUGGGUAGCAUUCUCCAGGUGGUGUCAGUCUCAACACAUCGAUCCUUCCAAGGCUACAGUACAACAAGUGCUGCUAUAUCUUCAUAGGGGCCUCAUGUUGGGACUUAGACCCAACACAUUAUGUCGACAUGCGUCCACCCUGUCGUCCAUUCUUUCAGUAUCUUCCACUGACGCCCCUAUUGCCUCACAUCCGUUUAUCAAACGCUUCCUUAGAGGCACUGCUCUACGCUCGCCGGCUGUAGCUCACCGUUUUCCAUCAUGGAGUUUGUCAAAGGUUCUACAGGCCUUACAACGUCCUCCGUUUGAGCCACUCAGGACUGUGGCUUUACGUCUGUUGUCUUUCAAGGUCCUGUUCCUGAUUGCGAUUACAUCGGCGAGAAGAGUCUCGGAACUGGGCGCAUUGUCUUCUGCUCGCCACCUCUGUGUCUUUCACAAGGAUUCUGUUGUGCUGAAAACUGAUCCUUCAUUCCGUCCCAAGGUCAAUUCAGUUUUCCAUUGCAACCAGGACAUUGUUCUACCUUCAUUUUGUCCGAAUCCUACUCAUCCGCUCGAGAAGGCUUGGCAUUCGUUGGAUGUUCGGAGGGCUCUCAAGACCUACCUGUCCAGGACCCAGGAUAUACGACAGACUGAGUCUUUGUUUGUAUCCUUUCAUCCAAGGUCUAUGGGGCAUAAAGUAGCUAAUUCCACCUUAUCCCGCUGGUUGCGUGCAUGUAUUACCUUAGCCUAUGAGUCCCUUAAGAUUCCAGUUCCGCCUAGUAUAACAGCUCAGUCCACUAGAUCAGCAGCCACUUCGGCUGCUUUUGCUACUAACGCUCCUGUUGCCGAUAUUUGUAGAGCUGCUGUUUGGUCUACUCCACACUCGUUCAUAAGGCAUUAUAAAAUAGAUCGUUAUGCCUCUGCCGAUGCCUCAUUUGGCAGACGAGUUUUGCAACAGGUUCUUAAUGACGACUAGUAUGUGGGUGGUCCCUCCCGGUUAUGGGCUGCUUUGGUACAUCCAGCAUGAUGGCAUUCCUCCUAUGGAAAAUGGACCAUUGGUCUCACCUGAAGGGUGAUUUUCAUAGGAGAAUGCCAUCAUGACCCUCCCAGUUGGAGGAUAACUACAUAAUUUUUGGGAUGGUUUAUAUAUUACAGUUCGUCAUUAUAUUAUAUUAUAUUACAUUAAAUUUUAAUUCUCUAGUGAAGUCAAGACUUCUAUUACUGUUUUCGCUAGGUUAGAGUCAGAUAUUAUUAAUGUUACUAUUAUUAUGUUAUGUUCUUGCUGCUAGGCCCGUUGGCCUUUUUUCCUGCAUGUUUAGAUAUAUCUCUUUGGACUCGCUGCGAAUGAACUGGAGAGUGGGAGGGGCCUGACGCCCUAGUCUUGACUUCAGAAACAUUCUUGCCUUUGGACGAUAGGACGAGCUAUAAUCCAGCAUGAUGGCAUUCUCCUAUGAAAAUCACCC